UAGUUGACUUGCUAAAUCUUUCUGUUUACGAACUAACUUUCAAAACCAGUUAUUGCACUGAGCUACAUGGAAACAGAAAGUACCAAAGUAUGAGCGAAACUUUUUAGUGACACGUCAGAUAUUUUCCAUUUUAAAAGACAUUUUAAUUAAAUUUAAUAUUUUAUGAAACAAUUAACCACUUGUUAACUGCAAUGAAAACAUCUGAUGGAAGUGAACUCAAAAUUAAGAGUAAUGCCGAAAAAGUUAAGCCUGUAAAAAAAGAUCAGAUAUUUAAGAAACAAGCGCCAAACUUGUUGCCUCGUCUGAAUUUAGUUGUCUCACAUUCUGUAUGUAUGUACAUUGUAUGUGUAUUCUUACAUCUCUGUCAAAAAUUUACGGAUAACCUGACAGAAAGUUAUUGAGGACAUUCUACAUUAUGUGAAUCUUAAAUUUAAACUUCAUUUGCGAACUAUCAAAGAGACCAUAAUCCAACAAUAUAAUUUACAACACAACAAAGAGAUUCAAAAUAAAUGGAUGACAUUUGGAGCAAUUAUAAUUUUAACCAUUUGCACGCGUUAUUACAAAGUCACAGAACCUGAACAUGUGUGCUGGGAUGAAACACAUUUUGGGAAAAUGGGUAGCUGGUAUAUUAAUAGAACAUUUUUCUUCGACGUUCAUCCACCAUUGGGAAAGAUGCUUAUUGGACUCUCUGGCUACUUAACUGGGUAUAAUGGCACAUAUCCCUUUGAAAAACCUGGAGAUAAAUAUAACGGUACUCACUAUGAAGGAAUGCGAUAUUUUUGUACAACCUUAGGGGCACUUAUAAUGCCCAUGGCUUUUGACACAGUCUAUGAUAUGACGCAAUCUUGGGAAGCUGCAGUGAUAUCUUCACUUUAUUUAAUAUUUGAUGUGGGUCUCUUAACUCUAAAUCAAUACAUUCUGCUUGACCCGAUUCUGCUUUUUUUCUUGACUGCUUCCGUUUGGGGAAUGACCAAGAUAUCGAGCCUUACGAUAGCUGAAAAAUCGUAUACCCGUUCUUGGUGGGUUUGGCUAUCCUUUACCGGUACUAUGUUAGCUUGUGCGACAAGUACGAAGUUCGUAGGCCUCUUUGUUGUAAUGCUCGUGGGUUUGCACACAAUUCAUCAACUUUGGAUAAUAUUUGGAGAUAUGGAAAAACCAAUUAUGGAGACUGUUAAACAAAUUGCUUGUCGAACAAUUACCUUGAUUCUAUGGCCAAUUAUUUUGUAUAUGUGCUUCUUUUACGUUCAUCUGACUGUAUUGAAUCGGAGUGGAAAUGGUGAUGGCUUCUACAGUUCUGCUUUUCAAUCACGCUUAAUUGGAAAUUCGUUGUAUAAUGUCAGUAUGCCGCGAGAUGUGACAUAUGGUGCCGUUGUAACCAUUAAAAAUCAUAAGACUGGAGGAGGUUAUCUACAUUCCCACUAUCACUUAUACCCGAAAGGUGCUGGAGCCAGGCAACAACAGGUAACUACUUAUACGCACAAGGAUGAUAAUAAUAAAUGGCUUAUAAAACCUUACAACAAAGAUUCAUUUGUUAACAUAAAAUAUGUUUCGCAUGGUGACCUUAUAAGACUAGAGCAUGUUGCUACGAGACGAAAUUUACACUCGCACGGUGAACCAGCACCAAUCACCAAAAGACACCUACAAAUAACAGGAUACGGAGAGGAUGGCCAGGGGGAUGCAAAUGAUAUUUGGCAAGUUAUAUUAGUUGAUGGUAAGAAAAACGCCAGUGUUAAAGCCGUUACAACAAAGUUUGUGUUACUUCAUUACCUGCAAAAUUGUGCUCUGACUACCAGCGGAAAACAACUACCGAAGUGGGGAUUUGAACAACAAGAGGUUUCUUGUAAUCCUAACCUCAGAGAUAAAAAUGCAUUCUGGAAUGUCGAAGAUAAUCGCAACGAGAAAUUACCAAGUGUCAAUCUCAACAUGUAUGCGCCAAAUUUUUUUUCAAGAUUUAUGGAAUCUCAUGCAGUAAUGUUUCAAGGAAACGCUGGACUUAAGCCGAAGGAGGGAGAACUGACAAGUAAACCUUGGCAAUGGCCUGUAAACUAUCGGGGACAAUACUUUUCUGGAAGCUCUUACCGUAUAUAUCUGCUUGGAAAUCCUAUAAUUUGGUGGAGUAAUCUGGUUUUCCUAAUAUUAUUUUUAUUGGUUUCAUCAAUCACCAUUAUCAAACAACGGCGUUUAGAUGGCCGGCGAUUAUUAGAACGGGCUGCAAUACCUCCAUUAUACAGCGAUGAAUCUACAUAUUCAAAUGACGCGAGAAAAACACAACGAAAAUCAUUGAACGCAGCCUUUUGGCUUUUCAUUGGAUGGGUUACGCAUUAUAUACCUUUUUGGACAAUGGGUCGAAUUCUGUACUUCCAUCACUAUUUUCCAGCCUUAAUUUUUAACUCGAUGUUGGCAGGUGUUAUGUUUAAAUAUUUAUCAACCUACUUGCCGAAAUGGAUGCAGCACACACUGCUUGGUGGAAUGAUCUCAGGACUAGCAUAUAGUUUUAAAUUAUUCUCGCCCCUUGCCUACGGCAUGAGCGGACCUUUGGCCAAUGAACCUAACUCCACAAUGUAUGGGCUUAGAUGGCUUUCAUCAUGGGAAUUUUAAUUUAUUUUACUCAAGCUUUCAUUGGGAAUUGUAGCGAAAAUAAAGAAUAUGAUAAGUUAUUA
Zeugodacus cucurbitae (melon fly) is the source of this 2660-nucleotide messenger RNA. It is a transcript of the gene twisted, whose product is annotated as protein O-mannosyl-transferase 2. Gene Ontology annotation, cellular component: membrane; endoplasmic reticulum. Gene Ontology annotation, biological process: protein O-linked glycosylation via mannose. The transcript is spliced from 14 exons. NCBI's taxonomy places the organism in Eukaryota, Metazoa, Arthropoda, Insecta, Diptera, Tephritidae. The coding region runs from base 514 to 2598 and encodes 694 amino acids. Gene Ontology annotation, molecular function: dolichyl-phosphate-mannose-protein mannosyltransferase activity. The record is from RefSeq and is a predicted model, not a curated record.